AUGAACGAAGCGGGACCCAUCGAGGACUUCGGGUACAUGGUGCACCCGACGAUUAUGGCGACGCACUCGUUCGGCAACGCGCCGGCGCUCGACGUGCUGCUCGUGCCGGGGGGCAUCGGCAACGUGGCGCUGGAGCAGGCCAACAACACGUCCGUCGAGGACUUCAUCCGCCAGCGCUAUCCCAAGCUGGACUACCUCGUGAGUGUGUGCACAGGUGCCGGAAGUCUCGCCAAGGCGGGAGUGCUCGAGGGUCGGCGGGCGACGUCGAACAAGGGCGCGUGGGAUUGGGUCACGAAGCAGGGCACGAACGUCACGUGGGUGCCGUCGGCGCGGUGGGUGGUCGACGGGAAUAUCUGGACAAGCUCUGGUGUCAGCGCAGGUACUUCACCGGCCAUGGCACUAGGGAUCGACAUGGCCUAUACUUUUCUGUCACACGUCUACGGCGCAGACGACCAGGCCCUAAUCAAUACCAUGAACGGUAUUGAGUACGCGCCGCACCUGGACGCGCAUUGGGACCCGUUUUCGGUUGUUCACAAGGCAUGUCUCCGUUUUCUUGAGUGUUGGUCAGGCCGGGCUUGGGCUAAUAACUAA
Molecule: messenger RNA, 591 nt
Organism: Lasiosphaeria miniovina
Lineage: Eukaryota; Fungi; Ascomycota; Sordariomycetes; Sordariales; Lasiosphaeriaceae
Product: class I glutamine amidotransferase-like protein
Exons: 2
Coding region: 1-591 (196 amino acids)
Biological process (GO): regulation of DNA-templated transcription
Source: RefSeq, a predicted model, not a curated record